AAAUUUAGAUUUAGCUAUAUUUUUAGAACAACCAUUAAUCUAGCCAUUAAUCUAGCCAGGGCAAAAUGACAAAAAUAUUAUUGUUCUCCAGAUUAAACCUUCCCCAAAUUCUUUUAAAAAAAAUCGUAUUUCACUUCUAUUUGUGAGUGUUAAUCAUAAAAAUGAAUAUUUUGCCCAAAAAAAGCUGGCAUGUCCGCAACAAGGAUAACAUCGCACGGGUCCGGCGGGACGAAGCGAAGGCGGCCGAAGAGGAAAAGGAGCGGCAACGGCGGAUAGCUCUCGCCGAUCAGGAAGCCCGCAUAGACUUCCUACGGCAGAAAUCGAGAGCUGAAAGGGGUACUGGGUUUGCAGAUGAACCAACAAAUGCUUCGACCAGCAGCGAAUUGGAUAGGAGACUGAAGCAGAGUGAGCAUGUUAAUUUUUUUCAGGAUCUGGAAAGUGGACGGGACGAUGGGGUCAAACGGAAGAAUACUGACCACGAGAAGGAGAAGAAGGACGAACAGGAAAAGUAUGAAAAGCAGAUCGGAUAUUUGACGUAUCUUGGACAAGAUACCAAUGAGGCUCUUGGGAAACGGGAUUGGUAUGAUGUGGCCCCAGGGCGAACGGAUCAAAAAGAUUCAAAAGGAAAGUUUGUAGAAGUUGGAAUGAAAUCUAAGGAGUAUAACGAUCCACUGAAUGUGAUGAAGCGGUAUAUGCCGGAAAUGCGAGUCAAAUCACUUCCAUCUAAACCGAGUGAAGCUGGAAACGAUCAAGCACAUUCAAGUCGAUACCAAUCAUUGACUGGUACUUCAAAGAAUCUUUCGAAGAGGAAACGCAGUGAGAGCGAUUCCAGCGACGAUUUACACAAAAGGAAGAAGAAGAAGAAACAUCACAAGAAAAAGUCCAAAAAAGAGAAAAAGAAGCGUAAAAAGCGGAAGAAAUCUUCAACAGAUGGUUCCUCAUCCGACGAGGAACAAAGGCAAGCGAAGAAGGCUAUGCUAGACAAACUACGCCGGGAAAGGAUGGCCCGAGAACAGGAGGAAAAAUCACGCACUGAUAAAUUGUUGGCCAAAUUGCGGGGCGAUCCGGAACCUAAAAAGCCGGAAGUGCAGCCGCAACUGCCACCAGGGCCAAUCAUCAAACAGAAAUACAAUUCACAGUUCAAUCCGGAAAUCGCGAAACAAAAUUAUGAAUAAAAAUGGAAAUGAUGUGUAC
Messenger RNA from Uranotaenia lowii, 1194 nucleotides. Its product is annotated as leukocyte receptor cluster member 1 homolog. The coding region runs from base 162 to 1175 and encodes 337 amino acids. NCBI's taxonomy places the organism in Eukaryota, Metazoa, Arthropoda, Insecta, Diptera, Culicidae. The record is from RefSeq and is a predicted model, not a curated record. The transcript has 2 exons.